This is a messenger RNA of Salvelinus namaycush (lake trout), 3183 nucleotides long. RefSeq names its product amyloid beta (A4) precursor protein-binding, family B, member 2b (gene apbb2b). Lineage: Eukaryota; Metazoa; Chordata; Actinopteri; Salmoniformes; Salmonidae. Bases 639 to 1259 code for a protein of 206 amino acids. The record is from RefSeq and is a predicted model, not a curated record. Gene Ontology annotation, molecular function: amyloid-beta binding; transcription factor binding. The transcript has 8 exons. Gene Ontology annotation, cellular component: cytoplasm; nucleus. Gene Ontology annotation, biological process: regulation of DNA-templated transcription.
GGCAAAGAAACCGUGAGAAAAAGGCAAAGAAAGGGAUGCACCAGAAGGAUCGCAAGUCCUAGAGCUUCAACGAGAGUGAGAGAGAGAUUGGUAGCAAAGGAGAGAGGGAGGGAGAGAAGGAGAGAGGGAGGGAGAGAAGGAGAUAGGGAGGGAGAGAAGGCAUGCUUCGCUGACAGUGAAAGACAGAGGUAAGACCUUGCGGAGGACUCUCCAAUCAAGCGUGCGCGCGAGAGGGAAACAGAGCGAGAGAGAAAGAGAGUGAGAGAGAGAGAAGCAUAGGCAGGGGGAGGGAGUGGAGAAGGAACAGAGAGAAGAGGAAAGGGGGACUCUGAGGUUUAGAAAGAAGGAAAAAAAGGAAAGAGAGCGGAGGACGAGUAGCGGAACGACAGCGGCAGGCAGGAAAAGCACAAACCAAGCCCUGCUUACAGCCAUGGCGAUAGGGCUGUAGCAAUGUCACCGUAGCGAUGAAGCUAACAUCACAGCGAACUACUCGGCGAUAACAGGGAGGAUGUCUGACGCUGGACUUUGCCUAUGUGGCGAGAGACAAAAACACACGGGUGUUGAAAUGCCAUGUGUUUCGAUGUGAUACCCCUGCAGAAGCCAUAGCAACGAGUCUCCACGAAAUCUGUUCCAAGAUUAUGGCUGAGAGGAAGAGUGCGAAGGCUGCUGCCUGCAGCUCAUCCCAAACAGGCUCCGAUGUUCCUCUCCAGGAGUUUCCCGUCCCAAAGACUGAGCUGGUACAGAAGUUCAAUGUGAACUACCUGGGGAUGACGUCUGUGUCUCGCCCCAUAGGUAUGGACAUCAUCAACGGGGCUAUAGAGAGCCUGGUGACCUCCACAGGAAAAGAGGACUGGACCCCUGUCAUACUGAGUGUGGCUGACGCCACCGUGGCUGUCAUCAAGGAGAAGGAGGAGGAAGUGUUGGUGGAGUGCCGCGUGCGUUUCCUGUCCUUCAUGGGAGUGGGCCGGGACAUCCACACCUUUGCUUUCGUCAUGGACUCUGGGAACCAGCACUUCCAGUGCCACGUGUUCUGGUGUGACCCCAACGCUGGCAGUGUGUCUGAGGCCGUGCAGGCUGCUUGUGUGCUGCGGUAUCAGAAGUGUCUGGUGGCACGCCCCCCCUCCCAGAGAGCUGGCUCCUCAUCCCCGCCCCCCGACUCGGUGACGCGCCGGGUGACCACCAGCGUGAAGCGUGGCGUCCAGUCUCUCAUAGACACUCUGAAAACAAAGAAAACGCCCUCAGAACUGCCUCAGCAAUGACGGACAGCUCACUGACCACACCCCCUACCACAGCCCCUGGCUUUGUCACUCACACUAUCGCCACAACUACGACCUACAACCACUCCUAACCAAUACCAGCCAUGGUAACCAACGAUGUACAUACAUGUUAACUUAACACCACUGGGCAGACCAAAGGAGGAAUGGAUCUGGAAAUGUGUAUCUGCUCAAAAUAAUACAAAGUGAACUAAUCUGCAGAAGAAGAAGAAGAAGGCCAAGCUACAGCAGAAUGAUGUGCUGUUAAUUUGGGUCAUCACUAGUGGAACUUUCCAUUGAGCUUUGAACUCUGCUGUGUCAUAGCGAGACUUGCCUACUUUAGCCAGGCCACAGCUGUCCUCACCGGGCACUGCCUCGUCUUGUGGAGUAUUAUUACUACUGAGCUGAAUGGAGUAUUAAGCCGAUGUCACACAAAGCAUUCUGGAUACAAUUUAUGUUGCUUGCAACAAAGGUGCAACUGUGUUGCACAGUGUGUCACCCCCCAAAUGUUUUGGGGCCUGCAACUUAGUUGCAUUGCACCGCAAGAUAGAAAUGAAUCCUAUUUCCCGCAACUGACUGUAUGGGGUGUCCAAUCAGUGAGCAGAAAAAAAAGUUUACAUGACUCGUCAUAUCGUUCCGUACGGAACUCUGACCCGGUUGUCGUGUCAACACAGCUGUAAGUGCUGCUGCAAACCACAAGAGACAUGCCAAAUGUCAGAAAAAAUUGUCUAGUCAUGGCUUACGUACAUGCUCUGGCAGUCAAUAAAUGUCAUUUUAAAAGUGAACCCAGACCUUUAUCUGUCCAGUUUCAACUGAAAUUGUCCAACAUGAACUGCGCUAGCGAGGUUAGCUCGUUGCUAGCUUAUUUAGCUAGCUAGAUUGGUAAAACAUAGCCCUUGAUCAUGACUCUCAGUUCCAUUACAUUAUACAUAAGACUUAUUGGAUGAAGGCGUCUUCUCUACGGGGGAGUUUUGUUAAGAUCCCCGAUGCUCAAUCUGAACAGUAACACGAGUCGCUUGCGGUACGGUUUUGGAAGCGUAAGGACCUUAUCUUUCAUAUCAUCGAGAAAUAAUAAAAUAAAAAAAUAGAAAGGUUAAUUUGAUACACACCUUGCUACUUGAGAGCAGCCCUGUUCCCAUCACAGUGCCAAACUGAGUAGCAUUCCAGAACGGGACACACACACAAUGGUCUCUUUAAGACGUCUGUCUCGUUGACGUGGAAACGGGACAUGCUUAUGGCAAAAGCCGAUCGCUACGGACAAGGCCACUGACCAAUCGCCGCCAUCCAGCUGUUCUACCCAACCUGGUAACCUUUGAGCCCCAGACUCCAACAGAGACGUGUCAUGUGAUGGACUAGACAGCCAUGAUGUCCUAACAGAUACAGGAAGUGCACAGAGCAUGGGAACCAAUGUAUUCCAUCCCAUCUGGCUCACAUAACGGACUGAACCAAUGUCUCCCUUGAGGGGUGCUCGGAUUGUACUAUACUUAUUGUAAAGUAAUGAUUGUACCCCAGGUUGGAGAUGAGAGGUGAGAGGGAGGAAUGGGGUGGUGUUGGUAUUUCAUGUGUCUGUAAUCUGAAUGUGAGGGGAGAGAUAGAGAUGGAUCAUCAUUGGAGAGAGAAGUUACUGAGGAGGGUGUCAUUAUGGAGAUAGGUGCUCUGCACAAAAGCCUAACCCCACCAGACUAUCUAAACCUGUCCCCACACACACACACACACGUUCACCAAACUAUGGAGAGCUGACCGCCCACUGUCUCCUUUAGGACCCAGGAACACCUCUCUACACUCUAACUCAACUCUGUGAAUGCAAUCCACUCCAACGUUAAAAACAUACGUGAAAAUAGUGUGAUUCAUGUGCUCUGUUCUUCACUCAUCUCUACACCAUGUAAUUGUAAUCUGUUGUGAAAAUAAAUGCAAUACCAAAACAAGGGAA